This is a messenger RNA of Pseudogymnoascus verrucosus, 2131 nucleotides long. RefSeq lists its product as uncharacterized. Bases 69 to 1973 code for a protein of 634 amino acids. Gene Ontology annotation, cellular component: nucleus. The transcript has 6 exons. The record is from RefSeq and is a predicted model, not a curated record. Gene Ontology annotation, molecular function: nucleic acid binding. Lineage: Eukaryota; Fungi; Ascomycota; Leotiomycetes; Thelebolales; Thelebolaceae.
AACAUCCUGAUCAUCGUUAGGACAGGCUCUACGAACACUUUUGGGCAGCAAGCGUAUCGACGACUCUAAUGGAUGGAUUAUGGCUCGACAGUAUCAAUUUGAACUUUGAUCUGCUCGAUGUGAAUGUAAUCCCCUUACUGGUUGCAAACCCAUGGACCAAAUCCCAUCUCUGUUUCCCCUGGAGACUGCCAGGACCAGUUAUAUGCCAGCGUGUGUAUCUGGUGCCAGAAUCUGAGCCAGAGCUUCCUGCCUAUGAUUUGGAGACCGGAGAGCUUGCACCAGCUGGGCACAAUUUUGUGCCGCUGAAAGCCCUGGAGAAGUACCACCACACGUAUGUGGAAGGCGCCAAUCGAUAUAAGGUGAAUCGUAACUACUUUGACAAACAAAAGUUCUAUACACACGAAUGGGAUUUUUUCUACAUCUACCCACCACCAGAGUUGUCUCCCAACGCAAGUGUGUUGGUGCCACUCGCUCAAGUGGAGCACUUCAUCUGGAUCAUAAACAGACACCUGAAAACCCACCUCGGCAUACCAAUCAUGGAGAGAGACCCCGGAUUUAUCAUCGACUGCCCCAACGAUGGCACGCCCCGUCCAAGAUACAUUGGUCGUUCGAACGACUAUGAAACAGCGGUCCUUACCAAAAAGGCCAUCCCCUCCAAAGGGUACAGGCCACCAAACGAACCUGCUUCGAGCACCAAACCAUCCGAUGAAUCCCUAGAGGCUUUCAAAGAGAGGAUGGAGGAGAUGCUCGAGAUGGACAGGAAGAAGAAGCAAGCUCUCAAGACGAAGAAGCAAGCUGAGCGAUAUGCGAAACAGCAGGGAUGGAACCAUGUGACGAAGCGUGUGCAGCGUUAUCUUGGCCUCAGAGAGAGGCAGACAGAGGUUGAUGAAUGGGGCAUCAAAAUUUCAGCUCCUAGCCCUGGAGAUGGUCUGGCUAAAAUCGAAGCUGAUCUAGCUAAGCUCAACAUCAAGACGCAGAUUGAUGUCACCAAACCCGCGCCCUUCGAGCAGGAAUCAUCGGUGGUUUUCAUCUGUGUUGACAUCGAAGCCUACGAGAAAAACCACAGACUCAUCACAGAAAUCGGAAUCGCUACACUUGAUACAGCGGAUAUUACGAACAUCUCCCCCGAAGAGCGAGGGACAAGCUGGUUCUCAGCCAUCCGCGCUCGCCACUUCAGAAUAAAAGAGUAUGGCCAUCUGAACAACACAGAAUAUCUCCAAGGCUGCGCCGACAUGUUCCGCUUUGGGACAAGUGAAUGGAUCAAAAUCGCCGACGCCCCCAAAUCCGUCGCCGACUGUUUCAAGCCCCCCUUCUCCAACCCCCUCUCCCUCUCCCCCAUCGACCCCUCUGAAAAACGCAAAAUCGUGCUCGUCGGCCAUGACCUCCCCCAGGAUAUCGCCUUCCUCCGCCAACUCGGCUACGACCCUGGUAAUCUCCCCAACCUCCUCGAAUGCACCGACACCGCGCACAUGUACCGUGCGUUCCGGCGGGAACCUAACAAUAGCGGGCUGGGGAAGGUGUUAGCCGAUCUCGAUAUCGCGGGGUGGGACCUCCAUAAUGCUGGGAAUGACGCGGUAUACACGCUGCAGGCCAUGGUGGCCAUUGCUGUCAAGGCGCUGGUUGAGAAACAGGACAUCCGAGAGAGGGAGAAGGAGGUUAUGGAGCAGAAGAUCAAGGAGGCCAUGGAGGCUGCGGCGGAGGUGGUGAGGGAGAAUAAGGAGGGGUGGAGCUCGGGGGGCGAGGAUAGUGAUGGGGGCAUUCCGGGGCCGCCGUUGGGGGAGGAGAAGACGACGCAGCAGCACCAUGGACCGCCGGGGAUGAAUAGGAAGGAGAAUUCUGGGCGUGGGGGGUCGAAUUAUGGGGCUGCGAGGGGGGCGAGGUCGUCGUGGAGGCGGGGGAGUGGGUCGAAUCUGGCUCCGGUUCGUAAACCGGCGAGGGAGGGUAAUGACGCAGCCCGAUCUGGAUGGUGGUAGUUGUGAAGGUUUUACGUUAGGGAGCAAUCGUUGAUUUUCAGCUAUGGUAGCUCUUUCGACACUGUAUCAUAUAUGGCACCACGGGAUGGACGGGGGCAGAACACAGCUGCUGAGCAGGUAGCACUAUUCUAGACUGUAGAAUGGACAAUGCAACAGCC